Molecule: messenger RNA, 1287 nt
Organism: Anopheles nili
Lineage: Eukaryota; Metazoa; Arthropoda; Insecta; Diptera; Culicidae
Product: facilitated trehalose transporter Tret1-like
Exons: 3
Coding region: 1-1287 (428 amino acids)
Biological process (GO): transmembrane transport
Cellular component (GO): membrane
Molecular function (GO): transmembrane transporter activity
Source: RefSeq, a predicted model, not a curated record
AUGCUAGCUGAGAAUGCACCCGAACCGAAGGGCCAUGGACGUGGACGGUUUCGCAACGAAUAUCUCGCCGCGUUGGCUGCAACGUCGUCUCUGGUGGCUUCGGUCGCUUGUGCUGGAUGGUCUUCACCGGCCAUACCGGUGCUCCGUGGAAAGGAUUCACCGAUUCCCAUCACCGCCGACGAAGGGUCCUGGAUCGUGUCGUUGCUAUCGAUUGGAUCCCUUUUCGGACCGAUCAUUUGCGGUUUGUUCGUCGAUCGGUACGGAAGACGGCUUGUGUUGCUAUUCAGUGCGGUUCCCCUCAUCGCAGGGUGGUUAAUGAUCGCUUUUGCUCAAUCAAUCGGAAUGAUGUACGCGGCCCGGUUACUGCAUGGUGUCGGUUACGGGCUUGCUUAUUCGGUUACACCGAUAUAUCUGGGUGAAAUUUCAUCAGACAGAGUGCGAGGUUCGAUCGGCGUGCUUGUGACGGUGAUGGCCAAACUGGCGUUUUUGUUCGAGUACUCCGUCGGUCCGUAUGUGGGCUUUCGUGCGCUAGCCUGGAUUUCCUUGGCUCUUCCCGUGGGCUUUAUCGUGCUGUUUUUUUGGAUGCCGGAAACGCCAUAUUUUCUGUUGGCACGAAAUAACCAAUCUGGUGCUGCUGAAAGUCUCCGAUGGCUGAGACGUGGCGCAGCUAUCGAAGAAGAGCUGGCUCGAAUGCAGAAGCUCGUACUGGACAGCAAGCAAAAAGGAAACCCUCUCAAACAGCUGCUGCUUGCACCUGCGAAUAAGAAAAGCCUAGUGAUUAUCCUGAUUCUUUCGCUCGGUAUGCAACUGACGGGAAUCAACGCGAUCCUUGGAUACUCACAGACGAUCUUCUCGCGUUUGGCGCUUCCACUUACCGCUGCUCAGCUGUCAAUUGUCCUUGCACUAGUGCAGCUAGGAUCUGUGCUGCUGCCUACUUUCCUUGUGGAUCGCGCCGGAAGACGACCGCUGUUGCUCGCAUCAACUGCCGGUUCCCUGCUCGGAUUGUCCACCUGUGCCGUGUACUUUACACUGGAUGAAACUACCACCGAUAUUCUAUCACCCGAACCAGGUGCUGCCCACGGUUGGGUGCCGUUUGCGGGUGUGCUUAUGUUCAUUAUUUCAUUCGCCAUUGGAUUAGCGACCGUUCCUUUUGCUAUACUCGGAGAGGUGUUCCCUAAACACAUCAAGGCAGCGGCAAAUGCCGUCUUUGCGGUAAUAACGUCCGCGGUAGUGUUUUCGGUAGUGAAACUGUUUCAAAUCAUUUCGGACGGGGCGGGAACAAACUAA